This is a messenger RNA of Mirounga angustirostris (Northern elephant seal), 1234 nucleotides long. RefSeq names its product glutathione S-transferase omega 1 (gene GSTO1). Gene Ontology annotation, biological process: L-ascorbic acid metabolic process; glutathione metabolic process. The coding region runs from base 428 to 1153 and encodes 241 amino acids. The record is from RefSeq and is a predicted model, not a curated record. Lineage: Eukaryota; Metazoa; Chordata; Mammalia; Carnivora; Phocidae. Gene Ontology annotation, cellular component: cytoplasm. Gene Ontology annotation, molecular function: glutathione dehydrogenase (ascorbate) activity; glutathione transferase activity. The transcript has 6 exons.
CUCUGGACGUGGGUGCCUCUCUUGGCCAGCACAGUCCACUUUCGCACAACCACCCGCCGCAGUGUUUGAUGGGUAGCCGGGCAAAACCGGGAAGGUCAGCCCGAGGUGGGCGCGUGGGCUGGGCCUCUCGGCUGCGAUUUCCCUGCAGGCCCGCGGCCACAGGGGCAGCGCGUCCCUCCUUGCAGAGAGUGGGAAACGGAGCCUGGGGGCGGCGGCCAGGACCGCGCACUGGGGUCGCCGGGCACCGGUUUUAGUUAAGCACCGGGACAACGCGGGCGGGAGAACACAGCCCCCGCCGAACUGACGGCCGACCUCCGCAGGCACUUGGGAGAGGAGGAGGGAAGAAGGAAAGGACGGAGGGAGGGGCGAACCACUUCCUGAAUCGCCUGCAAACCCGGGGCGCGAGCUUGGUCUGCGCUGCGCCGCGAUGUCUGGAGCGUCGGCCAGGAGCCUAGCCAAGGGAAGCGCGCCCCCAGGACCGGUCCCCGAGGGCCUGAUCCGCGUCUACAGCAUGAGGUUCUGCCCAUUCGCCCAGAGGACGCUCUUGGUCCUGAAGGCCAAGGGAAUCAGGCAUGAAAUCAUCAACAUCAACCUGAAAAAUAAGCCUGAGUGGUUCUUUAAGAAGAAUCCCUUUGGCCUGGUGCCAGUUCUGGAAAACAGUCAGGGUCAACUGAUCUACGAAUCUGCCAUCACUUGUGAGUACCUGGAUGAAGCAUAUCCAGGAAAGAAGCUGUUGCCAGACGACCCCUAUGAGAAAGCUUGCCAAAAGAUGGUGUUUGAGUUAUUUUCUAAGGUUCCAUCUUUGGUAACAAGCUUUCUGAGAAGACAGAAUGAGGAAGACUGCUCUGGCCUAAAAGAGGAAUUGCGGAAAGAACUCAGCAAGCUAGAGGAGGUUCUUACCAAUAAGAAGACAACCUUCUUUGGUGGCAAUUCUCUUUCUAUGAUUGAUUACCUCAUCUGGCCCUGGUUUGAACGGCUGGAAAUUCUGGAGUUAAAUGAUUGUGUAGACCACACUCCAAAACUUAAGCUCUGGAUGGCAGCCAUGAGGCAAGAUCCUGCAGUAUCAGCCCUCCUCACUGAUCCCAAGGCCCUUCGAGGUUUCUUCAAUCUCUACUUGCAGAACAGCCCUGAGGCCUGUGACUGUGGGCUCUGAUAGGGGCAGGAGUCAGCAAUGAAGAAAUGGCUGAUAUUUUCCUUCACUAAUAUGAGUAAAAAUAAACUUUAAUUUUACCAA